AUGUCGAAUGACGAAUGUCUUCUCCCCCGCAGAGAAGAUAUUGGCAUUCAGCUAGGCAUCGGUAUUUCAGCUCCGAGUCUGUAUCUUUCUGCCGACUCACGAACAGCUAAAGAACACAAAACCCAAUGGAUCGAAGCCUAUACUGGGCCACAAGACAGCUCCUCGCGGAGGUUGGACAUCAUAAAUAGCACCGGUCGGUUAUUGGCAGACUCCCAGGGGCCCAUUUCAGGUCGAAAUGUCGAUACCGAAGAUUUCCUCAGUGAUGAUGAAUUCCCUGAGGAUGUGCCCGACAUAGCGGAAAUCGCGGACGAGCGUAGUCUUCUCCUGAGCAAUGCUUUUAAUAGUGCUUCCUCCUGGAAGGACAUAUUUCCUGUGCUCCCAACUCCCUUUAGUCUAUUUGCUAAAGCUGGCGCUCCAUCUGCAUCGAUGUUCAAAGCUCACGCCGAUGCGCCCAUCACCAACAAGGCGUUUGUGCCGAAGGUGCUGCUCUCCAGUCUCCAAAAUACGAGCUUUCCCGCUACUGUUGGCGCAGAUGAGGAGUGCACAUCCACUGCCGGGGCGGUGCCUAAGAUAUCGGACUUUGGUUUUAAGGUUGUUGACCCAACGAGGCUACAGCUCUGUACUGCAGGCCGAAUACAAACGACAUCGGACCUGAGGCAAGAAAGGGAGGGAAGAGGCAUACUAGCAUUUGUAUCAGGUGAAACAAAUUCAACCUUGAAUCUAUCACUAUUGAUCGAGCCAGAAGACUCACAGUCAAAUGAUGCAUGCAUGCAAGCCAAAAGCUAUGAAAUACACAAUAACGUGAAUAAGUUAGACUUGCUAUCGCCCAUCAAGAAUAUCAAAAUACCUAGGCUUUCCACUACUUUGAAUAGGGAUUCUAAUGCCAUUGGAAUUAUAACGGAAACGGCGCUCGUAAUAGUCACCAUUUUGGCAAUAGAUGCUCCGAAGGGCGCUAUUAAAACUCAACAGCUUGAACCACUAGAUUUCACACAACUUGAACAGUUUCCAGUUGUUGAUGUUGCUUUUAACCCCUGGAACUUGGAUCAGUUUGCCGUAAUUGAUACAAAAGGCAACUGGUGCGUGGGCGACGUUGCGAGGAGUAAAAAGAAGUCCCGGCGACUGCGCUUGUUAAGGAAGUUUAGCGGGACUAUUUUUGACCCAGAGGAGUACUCCAAUUGGAAUAUGAUAGAAUGGUCACAUAUUCACACAAGAUUGCUUGUGAUGAAUAGGUCAACUUUCAUGGAAAUUGACUUUGUAGACGGAUGGCAGCAGGAAAUUGUCCAAGCAAAGACGUGGUCUAACUUGCGCGAUUUUAAACGCCUUUCCGAUGAGAGCAGUGUCCUACUCACCUGCAAAGAGAUUAUAUUCCUAGACCACAAGCAGCAGGGAACAAAGAGGGCGCUAUCCUGGAAACACAAUUGGGAUAGCAAAGAUUCAUCUCUAAAGCUUGCUAUACACAUUUCUGGCAGCCAUAUGAAACAAUAUUUACAUGCAUUCCUAUUUUCCACCAUGACUCCUGCAGUGCUUAUGGUGUCCUUCUUCCGUUCGGAUACCACUUUUCAAGUUUCAAGCAAUCCCAGGCUGCUUGUUUUUCCAAUUAACACACCAGGUAUAACGGAUAUUACCUUCCCUUUUGUCGAUGAUACUGAGUUAGAUGACUCGACUCGCGUACAAUUUCCUAUCGUUGUCCGUGCCUCCAAAGGCGCGAGGAUCUGGAGCUACCAGUUAGCUGACACCGAGUAUCCCUCUUCGCAAUCAGGUUCACAAAACGUUGAAGAUUCUAUGAAUACAUCUUUUAGCGCUCACACAGACGUGACUGUUGCAGGAGAUCAGGCCGAUAUAUCGAGAUUUGUGCGUCUAAUGCACGCCUCGAUACCACAGCGGUCAUCCGAUCACGAUAUACCCGAUGAAUACAACAAGUUUCAAGAGUAUGGAUAUAAGUUAUCAGAACUAAUGAAUAAGCGCAUAGAAAACUGGACGUCGGAAGUGGAACCCAGUAUGAAACAGGAAGGACGGCUUUCCCAACUCACUUCUGGCCCCGGAAAUCUUGGUAACAUUGAGGAAUUCAGCUCUUUGCUCCGCCAAUUCAUACAGUACUACCAGGAACAUGGGAUAACAUUUAACGGUUUUGAGAUGCUGUCUAGGUUACUCAUUCAUGAACGUUCGGAGUCCAUUGAUUUGUUUUUCAAUAAGUUGUUACAAUGUUGGGAACCUGUAUCUGAGGCAGCUUUCGCACUCACUAUGGAUAUAGUAACUCAAGUUGCUUUACAAGUUCUGGCUUUCCGUAGCGCAAACAAAAUAGAGGAGUUUGAGAAGCACACGUAUGAAAGCCUCCCUGAAAAUUCGAAGCAUAUACUGGACUUAUGGGAUUGUGAAGACCCUAGUUCCUUUGAGUCGCAAAAUUCGACGGCCACGCCUAAAACCAAUUUGGCCUCCAUUCAAUCCUCCAUGCCUUUCAACCUACCACCAAGCAUAAGGCAAUCCCAGAAUCCACCUGCUCUUCAAAGCAGCUUACCAGAGACAACAGCACCUGCAUUUUCAUUAAGCUCACAGCCACCUCAAUCACAAAGCACGCAACGACAAUCGGGUAAGAGAAAGAAACGGCGCAUCGGCGGUUUUGGCUAA
Eremothecium gossypii ATCC 10895 is the source of this 2625-nucleotide messenger RNA. RefSeq names its product Rrn6p (gene RRN6). Gene Ontology annotation, biological process: nucleolar large rRNA transcription by RNA polymerase I; transcription initiation at RNA polymerase I promoter. Gene Ontology annotation, cellular component: RNA polymerase I core factor complex. NCBI's taxonomy places the organism in Eukaryota, Fungi, Ascomycota, Saccharomycetes, Saccharomycetales, Saccharomycetaceae. Gene Ontology annotation, molecular function: RNA polymerase I transcription regulatory region sequence-specific DNA binding; RNA polymerase I general transcription initiation factor binding. The transcript has a single exon. The record is from RefSeq and is marked provisional. The coding region runs from base 1 to 2625 and encodes 874 amino acids.